CACUCCUGGAAUGGCCAACUUACUCCAGUAUGUAUGCCUUGGCACCACAUCUUUCUCUUUAUCAAUUUGUUAUUAAUAUGACCUGAAGAAUGAUUUCUCUCUAUUAAUUUAUGAUCGCUAUACUGAUCGAAAGCUUGAGGGCAACCAUGUUGCCACCAUGGAUGCUCCUUCUUCCUUCAACCAUUGGUUUCAUCUGCCUCCUCAAGCUCUCAAUCUCUCUUCUCAAAUGGACCUUCACCACGAUUAUCAGACGGCCAAAAAACCUAACCCACUACGGCUCAUGGGCUCUCAUCACCGGAGCCACAGACGGCAUAGGCAAAGCCUUAGCCAAAAAGCUCGCAGCACAAGGCCUCAAUCUAAUCCUUGUCAGCAGAAGGUACAACAAGCUCAAAGCACUGGAAACUGAGUUCCUAGCGGAAUAUCCCCACACCAAAAUCACCACUGUGGAGUUUGACUUCACUGGGAACAUCUCGGAAGGUGUUAAAUCCGUAGAGAAAGCCAUCGAUGGAUUGGAAGUAGGAAUUCUCAUAAACAACGUGGGGAUUACGUACCCAUCAGCUAUGUUCUUUCACGAGGUUGAAGAGAAAGUGUGGAUGGACAUCGUUAGGGUUAAUAUGGAAGGAACAACUAGAGUUACAAAAGCUGUCAUAUCAGGGAUGAUAAAGAGAAGGAAAGGUGCUAUUGUGAAUAUCGGUUCAGGUGCUGCCACUGUCAUACCUUCACAUCCUCUCUUCACAAUCUAUGCAGCUACAAAAGCUUACAUUGAUCAGCUAUCAAGAUCUCUGUAUGUGGAGUACAAAAAAUUCGGAAUAGAUGUGCAGUGUCAGGUACCGUUGUAUGUUGCAACAAAAAUGGUAUCGAAAGUGGCAUCUAUAAAUAAAAAAUCAAUUUUUAUACCGUCCCCGGAAGAUUAUGCAGAAGCUUCAAUUGGUUGGAUUGGAUAUGAAGCAAGGUGCACCCCUUAUUGGCCUCACUCUCUUCAAUGGAGCUUCGCUUCCUUGCUUCCUCCCUCCAUUCUUGAUGCUUGGCGUCUUUCUAUUGGCAUCCGCAGAAGGAGAUCACAGUCACAGUCAAUAUCUGCAUGAGCCCAAUUACUCUUUAGUUCUUUCUACAAAUAAAAAUUAAUUAAUUUAAUUAUUAAUUUAUUCAGUUUUUGUCUGUUAAAAUGAAGAUUAACCUUUUUUUUAAUGGUAGCAUCAUUAAGAUGGGUCACAUUGAUACACGAUUUCCAUUGAAAAAU
This is a messenger RNA of Mangifera indica (mango), 1240 nucleotides long. Its product is annotated as very-long-chain 3-oxoacyl-CoA reductase-like protein At1g24470. Gene Ontology annotation, molecular function: ketoreductase activity. The record is from RefSeq and is a predicted model, not a curated record. Gene Ontology annotation, cellular component: endoplasmic reticulum. Bases 111 to 1085 code for a protein of 324 amino acids. The transcript is spliced from 3 exons. Lineage: Eukaryota; Viridiplantae; Streptophyta; Magnoliopsida; Sapindales; Anacardiaceae.